CACGGUACCGCCAGAAAUCUUAAGUGGGAGUCGAACCAAGGCUGGGCAGUGCGCGGGAGCACCUCUGAAAAUGGACCCAUUUGAGUUUCAGUGCGAAAAAUCAAAGACACGUGAUAGGUCCGUUUUGGCUCUUCUACCGACGACCCAGUACAUUCUUACACAACAAGAGGACCGACGACACUGACAAAAAAUUCCUCAGCUUCGGUGAAAGGACGUUGAACGCCUCUAUGGAAGUGCACCUACCCGGAAGACAGUCUAAGGCGCACGCAAACAUCAUUCAGCGGAGCUCGGCGCAUCAGGCUUCAAACUCUCACAAAACGAAAGCCAAGGCGACCCCGGUCUCAAGCUUUGAACUCUCCCGACCCAAUCGAAUCGAGUACCGAACCAACCAAAGAUAACAAGAAACUCUGUCUCUACAGUGCGACUCUAUCUAGUACAGUACUAUGAAGACCAUCAUCUCAGUACUCUUGGCCUCGUUGGCCACAAUGGUGGGAGCCCAAAGCUCCUACUAUGCCACGUCCAAUGUCAACGGAGGCAGUAGUAGUAGUUCCUCCUCUAGUUAUGGGACUUCGUACAAGAAUAACUACUACGGAUACAGUGGAGCCUACGGUACAAAUCUCUUUGCCGAAACCGACAGCAGCUACUAUGACGGAUAUCAGCAAUCAUGGCGAUAUUUGGGUUGGUAUGUGAAGUGCGGAUACCCCUCGGACAGGUACGACGACAGUGGAAGCGGCAGUCAUUCAAAUUCCGAUGAAGGCCAGAGAUGGGAGGGCAACAACUAUUGUCAGAGAUAUUUGAUUUGGGCGGCUUACGUCGACGAGAGUUACCAAGGCGGCGGUAUUGGAGAAUAUUCUUACUACGAUCCAUACAGUGGGGCCUGGGACGACUCCGCCUGUGACGUGCAUGGCAAUGGACGUUGUGCUCCCAUGGAUUGUCACCUCAGCAACACAACGACUUGGAAGCUGAUGGGAGUUUUCAAGGAGGCAAGUUACUUUGGAGACGAUGCGUUCUUUGAGCAGCUGUUUAAGCACGAGGGAGUCUGUCUCUGGAAUGAUGACGACUUGUACGAAUUCAUGUCCGAGUCUCGCGAGGAGAAAUGGACUCAGGGAUGCGUGAACACUGGAAUUCAAGGCAAUGGCUACUACUUUGACGACAGCAGCUACGGCAAUGACAACGGAAAUUACCUCUACCUUGACUUGAAGCCAACGUGGAACGGAAACAUGACCUACGGACUUUACACAGACAGUGCUUGCAAGUAUGAAUAUGAAGGUCUUGACAUUGAUCCUGAUUCAGUGUCGGCCAGCAUGGGUCUUUUGUAUGGUAGCUACCUAGAAGCCUGGAAUGACGCGCUUGAAGUUUACAAGGUUUGCCAGCCAUGCAAGGCGUACAACUUGCAGCAGCAGUCCAGUUCAUGGCAGUACAACUCUUCUGCUGGUGCCUAUCAGUACUACAAGAACGAUGAUGAUGAUGACAGCCAUGAUGAUAAUGAUGACGACUCCUUGGCCAACGAUCCGAAUGAAGGUUACUUUCAGUGCGACGAUGACGCCGGCUACUCAAAUGUCAACCAAUGUAUGAAAUUCCGAUCACACGCAGAACUCGAGGUGGCCACCUGGGAGGAUCUUGUCACCGCCACAAACCAAGGAGGAAUCCUUCAAGUGGAUGUGGGUGGAACUAUCUUUGGGUCGGAACGGAUGUCAUCGGAGCAGUACAAGUACAUGACUCGGAUGCGAAGAAGUGAGCUUGCCGAGGAGGCCAAAAAGUACUCUGCGAUGAUUGCUGAAGUCAAUGCUUUGGAACCUGAAGCGCAGGAGUGGAACGGGCGUGGAAGACUUCUUAUGACUGUUGGCGCGGCCCUAUUCGUUAUCACUCUUUUCCGUUGGUGCAAGAGAUGCUUUUGCUCAAGACGGGAGGAAGAGGUCGACAUUUCCAAGCCUCUAUUGGAGGUACCUCCAGGAGACCUUUACGAAACACUUGCAAGGGAGCACGAAGAACGAGUAGCCGCAAGCAGAUCUUACGACACUGCUACAAGCAGAUCGUACGAAACUCAAUAGGGUAUGUGUUGGUGCUUUUUGAAUUCCUGUCUCUACUGUGCAUGCUUGGUCUAUCGUGGGAUCCAUAUUAGUUACGAAUAAUACUUUAAAAAAAUACUACUUCU
Seminavis robusta is the source of this 2155-nucleotide messenger RNA. NCBI's taxonomy places the organism in Eukaryota, Bacillariophyta, Bacillariophyceae, Naviculales, Naviculaceae. The record is from the annotation of a GenBank genome assembly.